AUGUCCAGUGCCCUGGCGAAAGCCUCGCCCUUAAAGCCGGAGAUACGCCUUGUCCAGGCUAUCUCAGAGUUUGAAGCCGACCUCUCACAUGAGCAAAAGUCGAUGUUCAGAACUCAAAGAUCGCAGUCGCUCUUAAAACCACCUAGUCCACAUGACAUUAUGCAGCUGACGGCUGAGGUCGAUCGUCGCACAUCACAGAAGUUUAGUAAUGCAUGUUUUGGGCCUCGUUUUACUUCCUUCCUUCACGGAGUUCAGCAGUUCGCGACUCUUGGAGAUAUCAUAAUUGGAGGAUCACAGAACUUGGUAGCGUGUGGCGUAUGGUCAUUGGUACGCAUGUCGUUAUUGUCGAUUGUGAAUCUUUCGAACUACAUCGAUAAGCUGUCCUCGCUAUUCAUGGAUGUCGGCCGUUCUGCCCCGCGCUACCAAGCGAUUGCCCUGCUAUACCCUCGGUCUUUGGAGCUACAAUCAAACCUCUCUGAGUACUUUAUCGUGGUAGUUGGCCUAUGUCAUUACCUGUUCAAGUUCGGUCAGAAAUCGACUAUCCAGCAAUUUGCCUCCUCGCUAAGCGAUGCGCGCUUAAAGACCUUCCAGACAGAUCUUCAUAAGUGGGCAACUUCUAUCAAGGAGCAGAUGGACGUAAGUGAAGCUCAAGAGAGCUCUGAUCUUAGGGCUUUAACGAGGCAAAUGUUUAAGUCUACUUCAUAUCAACAGAGACUUGCAGCUAACGCGCGGGUACUCAAGUUUUGCUCUACGUACGAUUAUCAAGUAACGUGGAAGCAAAUUCGAAAGGCCGGUAAUAUGUCCUUCUAUAAGCAGCAAGCAGAGUACCAAGAGUGGAGGGAUAGCUCGUAUUCUAGCACGCUGUUGUAUGUGGGUAAACUGGGCUCGGGAAAGUCGGUAUUGCUAGCCAAUAUCGUGGACGACCUUAGCCUCUCCGCUAAAGACCCACCCUUGGUGGCAUACUUCUUUUGCAAACAUGACAUUCCAGAAAGUCUGCGGGCGCGGACGAUCAUCGGUUCACUGGCACAACAGCUUCUACGUACUGUUCCAGAUCUUGGCGUACUUGCUAAGAGUUGCGAAAAAGCCCACACUAUAGGCGACACUGAGACGGUGCUUGGAAUGCUUCUUCGAGGCUUUUCCGCUGAUGCAAAAGUAUAUUUUGUGCUUGAUGGCCUAGAUGAAUGUGAUGAUGAAGAGAAAGAGACGUUAGUGCAGGCAAUCCGGAGGAUCCAGGUGAAGCUAAAGAUGCUAGUCUGUGCUUCUUUUCGAGAAGAGCCAAGCAAUGGCCUACAGUCGAUUACUACUAGUAAUCAACUUUUGGCCACUCGCGCUGUCUCCAUACCAGACGACAACCCAGACAUCGACGCCUUUAUCGAAGCAGACCUUGAACGUUGCCUUCGCCAAAAACGCCUAACAAUUGGAGAUCCAACUCUAAUCGUCGAGAUUCAAGACACGUUAUCAAAAGGCUCACAAGGAAUGUUCCUCUGGGUGGCACUUCAAAUCCAGACUUUGUGCGGUAUGAAGACUGAUCAUGCUAUCAGAGAAGCACUAGCAGACCUACCCAAAGAUCUCUCCGAGACAUUUGCUAGGAUUCUACGGAAGUCAGUAAAGUCAGGAAACUCAGGAAACUCAGAUCUAGCACUCCAAACGAAGACACUACAGUUUGUGCUUGCAGCUUACCAGCCAUUAACAACAGAAGAGUUGCGGGAAGCCCUAAGCGUUACUCCUGGAGAUACAACUUGGGAUCAUUCCAAAAUCUUGAAUGAUGUCUACUCAGCACUGGCUUGCUGUGGAUGCCUACUUUCUGUUGACGAAGAGGAGCUUACCGUUCGAGUUAUACACCACAGCGUCAAGCAGUAUAUCCUUAAUAGCAACUUUUCGUUUCAGGAGGCGCAAAGGAUGUUGGCAGAUACAGUUGUCACGUACCUCUGCUAUAAUGUCUUCGGGACUGAGCUAUCAAGAGUCAAGGUCCAUCCUGUAGUAGCACAGUCCGCACCAUCCAAGAUUGUGCAAGCCACUAUCAGCUCGUCAAGCACCGCUCGUCAUCUGGCUAUAAAGUUGCUCGGAUCAAGACGGCAACACGAAUUUGAUAUGGGUAAAGCUCUCGCGGAAGCGUACAGCUCCUUCAACUCUAAGCCAGAGCACGUACCUAGAUUCUAUGCUUAUGCAAAGACCUAUUGGCAGAACCAUAUAUUUUAUGUGUCUGGACAUGAAACCGCCAUUUUCAGGCUUUGUUCUAAGCUGAUCUAUAGUCGUGCGUCUGAGCUCAACAAGGCGGACAAGGACUACUGGGCGCGUUUCCAAUGGGCUGCCGAGAAUGGGAACAGGAAUGUUCUUGCACUAUUACUACAGGCUACAAAGGAUGACGUUGAGGCGAAAAACAGCGACGGAUGGACGCCGCUGAUGCAGGCGGCAAAAGGCGGACAUAAAGACACGGUUGAGGUGCUGCUGAGCGUUGGCAAGGCUAACGUUGAGGCGAAAGACAACGUCGGAUGGACGCCGCUGAUGGAGGCA
Molecule: messenger RNA, 2514 nt
Organism: Bipolaris zeicola 26-R-13
Lineage: Eukaryota; Fungi; Ascomycota; Dothideomycetes; Pleosporales; Pleosporaceae
Exons: 2
Molecular function (GO): protein binding
Source: RefSeq, a predicted model, not a curated record